UUGCCAGAUGCCAAAGGUUCCAUCCGAGAGAUCAUCCUGCCCAAAGGCCUCGAUUUGGACCGUCCCAAGCGGACCCGCACCUCCUUCACGGCCGAGCAGCUCUACCGCCUGGAGAUGGAGUUCCAGCGGUGCCAGUACGUGGUGGGGCGGGAGCGCACCGAGCUGGCCCGGCAGCUCAACCUCUCCGAGACUCAGGUACCACCGGGACCGGCCCUGCUCGGGCUGCGAAAUGCCGCGUCUCCCGUAUUCCGGCGGCUCCGCGGCCCUGCGCGCCAUUUUGCGCGCCCGCGCAG
Messenger RNA from Meleagris gallopavo (turkey), 293 nucleotides. Lineage: Eukaryota; Metazoa; Chordata; Aves; Galliformes; Phasianidae. The record is from RefSeq and is a predicted model, not a curated record.